Molecule: messenger RNA, 2096 nt
Organism: Oreochromis niloticus (Nile tilapia)
Lineage: Eukaryota; Metazoa; Chordata; Actinopteri; Cichliformes; Cichlidae
Gene: tm4sf4
Product: transmembrane 4 L six family member 4
Exons: 5
Coding region: 332-934 (200 amino acids)
Cellular component (GO): membrane
Source: RefSeq, a predicted model, not a curated record
UCCUACAUAUCGGGGACAGGUGAAGCAGACACAUCAUUCAAAAGGUCUGAGAUUUGGUGAGAAACUUUUAGGGCGUGUUGGGGACUCUGCACUUAGAGAUAAAAUACAGGUCGAAUGUAAUAGGUGCAGUGAUAUUCUUCAGUGCCACAAUCUCAACAUUUUAUCGUUUGAGCCCCUUGAAGUGGAUAAAGACUGGGCUUAAUUUAAGUCUAAAUCAUUUCGCUGAGAUAAUUCAACGAAAAACAGCAUCCCAGGUGGAGUUUUAAAGUCCACUUCUCUAACUUCAGGUGUUGUUGGUGCCGUCGGGAGCUGUCGAAACAUCAGCGUCAGAAUGUGUUCGGGUGGCUUUGCCAGAUGUCUGGGGUUCACUCUGAUACCCUUGUGCAUUGUGUCUGUGCUGUGCAACAUCCUGCUCUUCUUUCCCGGAGGAAAGUCGGUGGACAGACAAAACAUCACAGACCAGGUCUGGUACUUUGGAGGCAUUCUGGGAUCUGGAGUGCUGAUGAUCUUCCCAGCUCUGGUCUUCCUGGGUCUGAAGAACAAUGACUGCUGCGGUUGCUGUGGCAACGAAAGCUGUGGUCGGAGAUUCGCGAUGUUGAGUUCGAUGCUGUUUGCAGGUAUUGGUGUAGUGGGGGCCGGUUACUCAGUUAUAGUCUCAGCGGUGGCCAUCAACCGUGGACCUAAGUGUAUGUUUUCAAACGGCACCGCACUCGACUGGGGCUAUCCCUUCUCCAAUGGAGACUACCUAGGCAACGCAACUUUGAGGGAUAGUGUGUGUAAAGAGCCAGGGGGUGUGGUGCCCUGGCAUCUGUCUCUCUUCUCUGUGCUGCUGGUCAUGGGUCUGAUCCAGGUGGCGCUGUGUGCUUUCCAGGUGAUAAACGGCCUGCUGGGAGCUCUGUGCGGGGACUGCUGUGGAGGGGGUGAUGAGCACUGAGCACUUCGUGUGGCUGAAGGUUGCUGACUUUCCUGUAUUUAUUCUGGUUCCACAUGAUCCGACUCUUGCUUAAGAAUAAGUAAUACAGCAGUGAUAUUUUGUCAAAUAGCUCAUUGAUCCCAUUGUGGGAUUUAUCAGAAAACACUGGAAAUGACACGAGCUCUUUAAGAGUAUCCUAUUUCUUUCUUAAUGAACACAGAUGAGUCUGUCUUCUUAAUAUGAAAUCUGAUUCUGCUAUGCUGCAAAUAAUUUCCAACACUAGCCACUGUAGUCCCUGAUUUCCUCCUGCUAUAUGGGUUAGUUUUGUAGAAUUAAACUUCCUUUAAUUUAAUAAGAAAAUAUAUUUAAUGUAUAAAUAGCAAAUGGGACCAUGGGACAUACUAUGGAUUUUAUUUUAUUUUUUUCUUGUGUAGUCAAACAAAUGUAACUCCUAAAAGUGCCUUCUUUUAUAGAUAAGGAGUUUUAUCUGUUGCUUGACUGCCUCCUGCUGGGGAAGAUGUAAAUUUACCUACACCAUUAAAAAAAAGAACAAAAAAAACGUCUUGCAGAGAGUGGUGUUAUUAAAAGACUGUUCAUUUCUUAAAUCUAUCUAUGUUUUUUUUUAUAUGUAUUACUACAUUUACUGCUUUCAACCCAAAUGAAUCACUGCGGAUAUUUACCCCUAUUUUUUCUACAUAAUUAGAAGUUUUCUCAUAAAACUUUUUAAUUCUAUGAUAUGUUAAUAAAGUUUAUCUUUCACGGCAUCCAGCAGCUGUUCCAGUAUCACACACUAAAAGUUACACAUCUCCAGACAAAUGUUAUUAUAAUUAACUAAAACUAGAAUAAAAUCUAAAAGUACGUGUGGGGGGGAAACAUUUUAGUUAAAUAAAAUAACAAAAAAACCUAGAUUUUCAAAAAUUAAAACAAAAACUACCUGAAAUGAUAUUGUGAGCUUGGAAAACUAACUAAACUAAAUAUGUGGAGUAAAUGUCCUUAGCUUUUGGAUUUGUUAGUUUGGUAAAAGCUUUAUUACAGAUUACCUGAUGAGGUAUUGAUCAAUGUGUUUAUUGAGACAUAUGAAACUUGAAAAGGUUCUGUAUAUUUUUUUUUGUAAUGCCUGUGCUGAUUUUCCUAAAUCUUGGCUCUGACAUUUUAAUAAUAAUUAAAACUGUAAUGCAAAGUG